Messenger RNA from Chironomus riparius, 1350 nucleotides. The record is from the annotation of a GenBank genome assembly. NCBI's taxonomy places the organism in Eukaryota, Metazoa, Arthropoda, Insecta, Diptera, Chironomidae.
CACAAAUUAAAAUGUGUUUCAAUUAAAUUUUAUCGCAAUUUAUUUUUUAGUUUCUUUUCAUUUUUGGCCAAGUGAAGAUGAUUAAGCUAUUCUUAAGUUUUGUUCUACUUGCCACGUUGGUAAAUUUGGCAUCGAGUCAGGCUUCAAGCCAAGAUCCAUAUGCUAUAUUCAAUGUACCUGGACGUAUAUUCUUUCAAGUAUAUCCAGCAAAUGGAAGUCCAUUUAAUUUUACAUCUACAACUAUGACGAAUAUACUUCAAGCAUGUCCUGACAAUGUUCCACUUUCAUUCAUCAUUCAUGGAUGGUCAGAAGGAGUGUUUAAAACAAAAUGGAUACCUUAUGUCCUUAAUGCCACUUUGAACUAUUCUGGUGGAUGUGUCGUUGCAAUGGACUAUUCAUACUUUUCAGCUAUGGGUUAUGGUGAUCUUGUCUAUCGAUACUUUUUGUUACGUGACAGCUUGGUCAAUGUGAUUAAUCUUUUUGGAAAUUACAGUCGAAUGCAUUUCUUUGGAUUUAGUUUUGGUGCUCGUCUUGCGAUCGGUGCAGGAAAUGUCAUUGCUGGUUAUAAUAAUGGAGUUCCACAAAUUCCAAGAAUGGACCUUUGUGAUCCAGCUGGGCCAAAUUUUAUGACUUAUGAGUUUGCUUUCGCACCGGCACAAAAAGCUGCAACUUUGGUUCAGGUCAUCAAUACAAACAGUUUUAAUUACGGUACAGGAAUUUAUGAUGCUCAUAUUAAUUUUAAAAUGGGACAUUGUGGAAUAUGGCAGGAUGGUCAAGGUGCUCCACCAAUGGGAUCUCAUGGCAUGUGUCCUUAUAUGUAUUACUACUCAUUCUUCAAUGAUUACAAACACAAUCCGGUUUAUAAAGCUGAGUGUAAUUAUGGAUACUCAGCGAAUCGUCCCAUUAAUGCAACAUGUCAACAAACUAUGAUCAUGGGACGUCGUAAUACUGUUCUGUGCUAUGGAGACGUUCUAAUUCCAACAUCGAUAUGUCCACCAUAUCUCUACAACAACACCAUUUACAACUAUCCAGCAGGAAAAGCAACCUGCACUUAAAUGAUGAGUUUUUAUUGAUUUUUUUAAAGCACAUUUAGACUUUUUGUAAAAAUUCCAAUUUUUAAAAAUAAACAAAGCACAUCCACAACUGCUUUCUCACAAAAUACAUCCAUUAAACCUUAUAACAUGGCAUCAGCCAUGUAAAAUCGCUUUUAUAUGUCAUCAAGAGAAUUAAGAAUGAAUCAUGUUUACAAUACACAAUCAACAUUGAUUAAUCUUCAUCCGUGCUAAUUUGUUAAUAAUGAAUAACAACUUAGUGAGAUGAGCUUCAUUCAACAGCAAUAAUUGUGUAAUC